CAAGCAGCAGCUUUAACAGCGCUAUUCUUUAAAGCACAGACGUUCAAAUCAAGUUGCCAGUUCCGCAACGACAGAACGCAGCAGUCUACCGCCGUCAUCGGACCAAAGCGAGAAGGGAGUAGGCUGAGUCGCAGCACCAUAUCAGGCACGGAGCAAGCAAGCAAGCAAGGUCAUUGGAAUCACGGGGAAUGAGGACCGCGCCACCGUCGUGUUGGGGCGAGGGCCCGGUGCGCGUGGUGUGGCAGCUGUACCUGCUGCUGUGGAAGAACCUGCUGGUGACGCAGCUCUACCACCACUACAUCAUCACGGCGAUCGAGCUGCUGCUGCCGGCACUGCUGUCGUACUUGUACGGCGUGCUCGAGCUGGACUUCUCGAACGCGCUGCCGGCCAAGGAGGACGGUACGCGCCGGCGCACGCUCCGGGACGCCUUCCUCGUGUACUGGUCAUCGGAACCGGAGCCUUACUUUCCCGCCGAUAUGAUCCAGAAGACCGCGACGGCUACCAAGCCUCCAGUACCGAGCAAGAACGCCACGGACGAGAAGGUGAACCUGCUGUACAAGGAAGGGCUCUCCGGCCACGUGCUCGCCUCUCUGCCCUUCGUGCUGAUGAUGGGAAUGCCUCUGCCGGGUUUCGCGUACAGGGUCUCCAUGGAGCUCAACAGCGGUGUCAAGGAGCUGAUGGAGGCUUACGGCGUCACUAGCACCGUCUACUGGCUCGGCAAUCUGCUUGUGGAGCUGGUCAAGCUGAUGCUCAUCGCCGUGUCCGUCACGCUGCUCUGGAGCUACACGGAGCUGUUCAAGGGCACCGCCACGGACGUUCAGCUGCUCCUCCUCGCGUUCUUCUUUGCCUCGUCGCUCGCUCUCUGCCUGCUGAUCGCGAGCUUCGCGACCAGGCCGGGCGUGGCCGCCUUGUCGGUGGUGGUGAUGACGCUGACGACGACGCUGCUCCCGGUGGUGUCCCUGGUUGGCUACUCGGUCGAGUACAUCGACAUGACGCGCAUGCUGCAGCUACUGAGCUGCCUCGUCCCGGACGUAGCCCUGACGUACGCCUUCACCAUUAUGCACAUCAACGAGGAGUUGGGAGGACACCUCAUCACGCUCGAAAACAUGAGGAACUUCGUGCUGCGCGACGUGUCGCUCUUCAAGAUGGCGCACGCCAUGAUGGCCACCUUGGGCGGCUGCCUCGUGCUCACCAUGUACGUCGACAGGGUCUGGCCCGGCGGAGACAGCUUCCCCGAGAGGCCGCUGUUCUUCGUCGACCCCGACUAUUGGGGCAUGAAGUACCAGCUGUUCAGCUCUACACCGAGCGUCCGGCGUAUGAGCGCCGAGAAGUUCACCACGGAACCAGUGCCACCGGAUUUGCAGCCUUUCGUGGUUCUCCACAAGCUGUCCAAAAACGUCAUCACGCUGUUGCGGUCGGUGCCGGUCCUGAAUAAGGUGAGCAUGAAGAUGUACGCCGAGCACGUCACCGUGCUCCUGGGCACCAAUGGCAGCGGCAAGUCGCUCAUCUUGAAGAUCGUGAGCGGUCUGUCGAGGCCCCAUGGGGGCACCGUGUGCGUGGGCAGCGGCUACGACGUGCGCAAGGACCUGUGGCACAUCCGCCACCUGCUGGGCUACUGCCCGCAGACCGAUGCGCUGCUGGACGAGCUGAGCAUCGAGGAGAACCUGUUCUUCUUCGCGCGCCUGCGCCGAAUGGGCAGGCGCAAGGCGGCGAGCGAGGCGCAGAUCUCGCUCUACGAGUUCCAGCUCUUCAACCGGCGCAAGGAGAGGGUGCGGCACCUCAAGUACAGCGACCGACGCCGCCUGCAGCUCGCCAUCGCCAUGGUCGGGUCGCCCGCGGUAAGUCGAAGCCUCUGCCGGAGCGUCUGA
Messenger RNA from Dermacentor silvarum, 1868 nucleotides. RefSeq names its product phospholipid-transporting ATPase ABCA3. Bases 189 to 1868 code for a protein of 559 amino acids. Gene Ontology annotation, biological process: transmembrane transport; lipid transport. The record is from RefSeq and is a predicted model, not a curated record. The transcript is spliced from 8 exons. Lineage: Eukaryota; Metazoa; Arthropoda; Arachnida; Ixodida; Ixodidae. Gene Ontology annotation, molecular function: ATP binding; lipid carrier activity; ATP hydrolysis activity. Gene Ontology annotation, cellular component: membrane; intracellular membrane-bounded organelle.